This is a messenger RNA of Emiliania huxleyi CCMP1516, 2379 nucleotides long. RefSeq lists its product as hypothetical. The record is from RefSeq and is a predicted model, not a curated record. Lineage: Eukaryota; Haptophyta; Isochrysidales; Noelaerhabdaceae. The transcript is spliced from 6 exons. Gene Ontology annotation, biological process: intein-mediated protein splicing. Bases 1 to 2379 code for a protein of 792 amino acids.
AUGCGGAGCUUCCCUUCUGUCCCUUUUGUCCUCGUGCUGCUGCAACUGGCCCUCGUCACGGCCUUUGAAACGCCGUCCACAUGCGGCGCUGUUAGAGACGCCUUCCUGAGCGGCGCCUGCUGCACCGCCUCCGACGACAGCGCUGUGUCGGUCGAGGUCAUCGCUGUAAGCGGACCUCCUGCACCCCCCCUGAGCCCGCCUACGCCCGAAGCCCCAACCGCUGGCUUCGCCUCCUGCGCAAAUGUCGUGGUUGGUGGAGGCACGGGCGGCCUCUACACGGCCUACCGGAUGAUUUUCGACGCCGGCAUCAACGCCAGCGAGGUCUGCAUCUUUGAGGCUGACUCUGAAAUGUUCGGCAGAAUCAAGUCGCUGAGGGGCCUCGGCGACCAGAAGGAUCUCGUCGUCGACGGCAAGGUCAUCGUUGACUCGGAUGGCAACCGUAUCGGCUACGUCAAGUUCCUCGAGGUGAUGCUCGAGCAGCUCGUUGCAGCAGGAGUGCGAGUGACCACAGGCCAGCCUGUGACAUCCAUUGAGAGCGGUGUUGUGUCCUUUGCCACACGGCCGCCGAUUGCAGCGGAACUCGUGAUUCUCGCGGUCCCGCAGUACCCGCUCCUAGAAAUUCUUCGCGCCUCGCCAUCAUUCGGCGUGAGCGAGAGCGUCUACCGCGCCGUCCAUGCUGUUCAGCCAGUGCACGCUGUCAAGUUCUACCUGUACUACGAGGACGCAUGGUGGAUCACCUUGCUCAACCAGACCGAGGGCUCGUUCACGGCGCCGGGAAACGCCGUCUCCCCGCCGCUCGAGGGACGGUACCACGACGGCGAUGUCAAGUGCAACGCCGACAAGACAACCUGUCACGGAUUCUUGCAGACGCAGUACUUUUGGGACUUCACCGGCAACACGCAGAGCUACUUCGGCCGCUUCCAGAAGGAGCGAAGCGAGGUUGUGACCUACAUGAGCGAGUUGACCGACGGCGCUGUGGCCCUGGCGGACGUGCACGCAAAGGUGUGCGAGUACCACAACCUCGACCCGUCUCAAAUUGCGGCACCCACCGAGGGUGUGUUGGCGACUUGGAACAUGGCAUCGCCGUGGGCCAAUGCGGGCUGGCACUACUGGACAGACGCCAACCAGCUCCCGGUGCUCGAGAGCUUCCUCGUCGACCAGAACAUCCACCUGGUGAAUGAGGCCUUCUCACCCGUACCGUCGUGGGCGGAGGGCGCCAUCGUGCUCGCCGACCAGCUCUUGGAGGGCCUCUACGGCAUCACACCGCCGCAUGCUCCGCUCGAGUACUCGGCUCGCAGCUACGUCAGCGAGGACUGGGAUGACGCGCCGCAGUCUAUGGCGCGCAUGAUCUGCGAGAACACCUGCACGAAAGACGGGGAAGACAGGGGCCUUGCCUCGAUCUUCGCCUCCAACGGGAUGUGCUCCGACGGGGUUGACGGCUAUCAAGCGGUGUGCGAUCCCGGAACUGAUUGCGAUGAUUGCGGCGCGCGGCCCGCGAGCGGCGGCUCGGGAGGGGACGUAGCCGAGGACCCCGCGUGCUUCUUCGGGGACUCGCGCCUCCUCCUUGCCAACGGCAGUCGGAUUGCGCUCUCAAUGGCUGAGGUGGGCAUGCGUGUCGCCUCGCGCCUCGGCGUGGGUAGCAUCUCCCAGGUCCUCCGCCAUCCGGUCCACGCGACGGUGCGGCGGUUCCGGCUGCCGACCGAGCACGGACCCCUGUACGGCACGCUCGACCACCCGCUCCACCUCAACGGCUCAUGGAUCGAGGCCGGCGAGGCGCACCGCCGCGAUUUGCUGCCGGGCCUUGAGGUGGAUCGUGAGCCGGUGGACUACCUCUGGAACCUCGAGGUGGACGGCAAGGCCGAGGCGGGAGGCAGCGCGCAUGCUUACGACGUCAAUGGCCUGACCGCGUCUGGCUUGGGCGAUAGCGAGAGGCUCAAUCGCCUCUACCCCCGCCAGCAAGUCUUCAUCCAGGCGGCGUCAGCGACGCGCAAGGCGGCGCCGACGCCAUCCCCAUCCGCCAUGCUGCUCCCGGAUCGUGGCGCCGGCGCUGUGCCCUCGGGUGCAGACACACUCGGUCCUUCCCUUGGCGCCUCCAGCGCCAUCGGCCUACUCCCGUCGAACUGCCCAGUCUGGGACGCAAUGGCAGAGGGCUCGCAGACGUGCGGCGACAAGGUGCUGUGGUGGGCUGACGCAUACGGCUACGACAUGGAGCGUGCCGAGCUUGCGGUCUCGCGGCGCUUCCGCGCGUGCAAAGCGCGAGCCGUGCGACCCCGCGAGUGGCUGCGCAGACGGCCUCGAGUGCACCUGCGCGCCGAAAUUGCGGCGGAUGCCGCUCUUCGCUUCGGUUCCGAUUGCGUGCGUGUGCGCAUGAUGCGAUGA